Messenger RNA from Erigeron canadensis, 2651 nucleotides. RefSeq names its product U-box domain-containing protein 4-like. Gene Ontology annotation, biological process: protein ubiquitination. The transcript is spliced from 5 exons. Lineage: Eukaryota; Viridiplantae; Streptophyta; Magnoliopsida; Asterales; Asteraceae. Gene Ontology annotation, cellular component: cytoplasm; nucleus. The coding region runs from base 77 to 2341 and encodes 754 amino acids. The record is from RefSeq and is a predicted model, not a curated record. Gene Ontology annotation, molecular function: ubiquitin-protein transferase activity; protein binding.
AAAUGCUUCGCUGCUCAGAGAUUUUAAUCAAUAAUAAAAUUUAAAAUUUCUUCAGGUGUAGGUGUGAUUUUGUGUGAUGGAGAUAUCCCUGUUAAAACAGCUGCUUAAGAAUAUAUAUACUUUUCUUCAUCGAGAUGAUAACAAGUAUAACGACAUUGUCGAAAAGUAUUACGUCAAGGUUCAGGAAGUGCUUAAGUUAGUUAAGCCGGUACUCGAGUCUAUAGUUGAUUCCGAGGCUGCAUCGAAUGAGUUGUUACGAGAGGAGUUUGCGGGGAUGAGUCAGUGUGUUGAUGAAAUUCGGGAGGUUUUUGAAGAUUCUCAUCCGUUGAUGAGCAAAGUUUACUUUGUGUUGAAGAUGGAAUCGUUGUUUGCAAAAGUUCAGACUCAUGGUUUGGAACUUCUUGACUUGUUGCGAUCAUGUGAAGGACUUCCGGUUGAACUGAGCUCAUCAUCGCUCGAGCAUUGCGUGCAUAAAAUUAAGCAGAUGGGAUGUGAUAAGCCGUCGGCCAUUGUGUCCAAAGCUAUAAAAGAUCAAGUGCAGGGCAUGGAUAUUAGCAAAGAUAUAAGGUCAAAAAUUGCUGAUUUGCUUAGUUUAAGGUCAAAUCAGGAACUUCUAAUCGAGCUGGUUGCCCUUGAAAACUUAAAGGAGAACGCUGAACAAUUAGAGAAGGUUGAGGAUGUAGAAUAUAUUGAGGAAAUGAUUGGUUUUGUUACCCACAUGCAUAAUUGCUUUGUUGAGAUAAAACAGUCACAAAGCUGCAACCCUGUACCAAUACCUCCUGACUUUUGUUGCCCGUUAUCACUUGAACUGAUGACUGACCCUGUUAUUGUAGCUUCUGGGCAAACAUAUGAACGGGUGUAUAUCCGUAAUUGGAUUGCUCUUGGCCUUACUGUUUGCCCUAAGACAAUGCAAACUCUUGCCCACACUAAUCUUAUUCCUAAUUACACCGUCAAGGCAUUAAUUGCCAAUUGGUGUGAAACUCACAAUGUUAAGCUGCCAGGCCCUGUGAAGUCCACGAGCUUGAACCAACCUGGUUAUCCCAGAUCUCUGGUGCAACAUGUCGUAUCAUCUUCAGAAGAUUCCAUCCCUGGAGUAUCCGAAAAUGGGCAUAAGUUGGACAAUGAGAAUGACAGAUCAAAUGAAACAGGGGAGAGGAGUUCUGAUCUUGGUGAACCUUCGUCGCUAUUACCACCAAAAAAAGAAUCUUCGGCUAGUAGUGGAAUGGAUGAAGAGUCACCGAAGGUCUCUCAUGAUGCAAAUGAUGAGCCUUUGCCACAGGCAGCAACGACAUACACUAGUGAUGCUUCAGGAGAAGUGGUAGCAGAGCUGCAGCCUGCCAUCGUCUCCCCAAGUGCUGCCCCACAGAGGGAGCUGCAUGAAUAUUCACCUCGAUUUGGAAACCGAUCACGGCAUCAAAUGUGGCGCAGACCAUCUGGAAAAAUGGUUACUGAAACCCGACCUGAGCUCAGUGGAGUCGAAACCCAAGUCAAAAAACUAGUUGAAGACUUAAGUAGUCUUUCACUGGAUAUAGUAAAGAAUGCUACUCUUGAACUCAGAUUACUUGCCAGACAUGAUAAGGAUAUUCGAAAUGUCAUAGCCAACUGUGGUGCCAUCCCCUUAUUAAUUAACCUGCUCCGUUCACCUGACCAAAGUAUCCAAGAAAAUUCUGUCACUGCCCUUCUGAACUUGUCGAUAAAUGAUAUCAACAAAGCCACCAUUGGUAAUUCCGGUGCAAUCGAACCAUUAAUUUACGUCCUUGAGACUGGAAGCUCAGAAGCCAAAGAAAAUUCUGCUGCGACACUUUUUAGUCUUUCAGUUAUUGAAGAUAACAAGAUACAGAUCGGAAGGUCUGGAGCAAUAGGGCCUCUGGUUGAUUUACUAGGAAACGGAACCCCACGAGGGAAGAAAGAUGCAGCCACAGCUUUAUUUAACCUAUCAACAUUUCAUGAAAACAAGUCCCGUAUUGUGCAGGCAGGUGCUGUGAAGUACCUUAUAGACUUGAUGGACCCUGCAACCGGUAUGGUUGAUAAGGCGGUUGCUGUUCUGUCAAAUCUUGCUACAAUUCCCGAGGGGAGAGCUGGGAUUGGUCAAGAGGGUGGUAUACCUACUCUUGUUGAAGUGAUUGAAUUGGGUUCGGCUCGAGGAAAGGAGAAUGCGGCUGCAGCCCUUUUACAGUUGUGUACUAAUAGCAGUAGAUUUUGCAACAUGGUGCUCCAGGAAGGAGCUAUUCCGCCAUUGGUGGCGUUGUCACAGAAUGGUACCCCGAGAGCCAAGGAAAAGGCUCAGUCACUGAUUAGCUACUUUAGAAACCAGCGGCAUGGCAAUGGUGGGAGGAGAUGAGGAAGUUCUGUUGUUAUUGAGGCCUCAUCAGCCAUUUUCGGGCAAGUUUUGUGUACACUUUGUAUAUCUAAUUUGCAAAUAAUGCAUAAGAUAGGAGAAAGGAAAAGAGGAUAAAUGAUUCUUUUAGGGGUUUGAUUGAGUUAUCUCCCGAAUAACCUUUUUUUCUGUGAUUUUUUAUUUCAUAGUUCAUGCCUUGCUUUUGCAUAUGUUUAUUCUAGUUUUUGAGGAAAACUUCAUUUAUUUUUUCAAUCUGUAUAUAAAUGAUGGUAUGCCUUUGUUUCAUUUUCAUAAAUAUAUAUAUUCUUUUCCA